Messenger RNA from Danaus chrysippus (African queen), 1095 nucleotides. The record is from the annotation of a GenBank genome assembly. NCBI's taxonomy places the organism in Eukaryota, Metazoa, Arthropoda, Insecta, Lepidoptera, Nymphalidae.
AUGGGUAUUUUGGAGAAAAUUUCGGAAAUUGAGAAAGAAAUAGCUAGAACUCAGAAAAAUAAAGCAACGGAAUACCACUUGGGUUUAUUGAAAGCGAAAUUAGCGAAGUAUAGAUCCCAGUUACUGGAGCCUUCUAAAAAAGGCGGUGAGAAAGGGGAAGGAUUUGAUGUAUUAAAGUCUGGUGAUGCUAGAGUUGCUUUAAUAGGAUUCCCUUCAGUUGGUAAGUCGACCCUGCUAUCAACUCUGACACAUACUCACUCUGAAGCUGCCAGCUAUGAGUUCACAACACUCACAUGCAUUCCCGGAGUCAUUGAAUACAGGGGAGCUAACAUACAACUGUUGGAUCUACCUGGUAUCAUUGAAGGGGCUGCUCAGGGUAAAGGAAGAGGACGGCAAGUAAUAGCAGUAGCUCGUACUGCGGAUCUGGUUCUUAUGAUGUUGGAUGCCACUAAACCGUAUGUACAUCGUGCCUUGCUUGAAAAGGAAUUGGAGAGUGUGGGAAUCAGACUCAAUAAGAAUAAGCCUAAUAUAUAUUUCAAGAUCAAGAAAGGCGGCGGUCUAUCUUUUAACUCAACAUGUCAACUCACCAAAGUGGAUGAGAAGAUGGUUCAAAUGAUCCUUCAUGAAUACAAAAUAUUUAAUGCUGAGGUGCUGUUCCGUGAAGACUGUUCCGCUGAUGAGCUGAUAGACGUCAUUCUUGGUAACCGUGUGUAUCUACCGUGUCUAUACGCCUAUAAUAAGAUCGAUCAGAUAUCAAUACAGGAGGUCGAUCGCAUCGCUAGACAACCACACACGGUCGUCGUCAGUUGUAACAUGAAAUUGAAUUUGGACUUCCUGUUAGAAACGCUGUGGGAAUAUCUGUCGUUGAUCCGAGUUUACACCAAGAAACCUGGUCAGCCGCCAGACUUUGAUGAUGGACUUAUAUUAAGAAAGGGUGUAACAAUUGAGCAUGUAUGUCACUCCAUCCAUCGUUCGUUGGCUGCACAGUUGAAGUAUGCAUUAGUAUGGGGAACCAGUACUAAGUAUUCACCACAGCGUGUUGGAAUCGCUCACACAGUCCACGACCAGGACGUUGUACAGCUCAUUAAGAAAUAA